AUGAGUGGCAACAGCACAAGCCAGUGUGUAAAAAUGGAGAUGGAAUGGGCAGUCGUUGGAGGUAGUAUGAUGGAAGAAACAGUACGAAACCUACUGCAGAGUCAAGGAUCUCCAGAGCAGAAAAAAGAAGAAACUGUUAAUACACUGGUCUACCAGGAAAAACUGUCGAAGGAUGAAAGAAAACAAAAGGAAGCACUGGAUGAUCUUCACGUGGUGGUAGAUGAAGAUUCGAGGAGCGAAAGUAGCAGUACAGAUGAGAGAAAAGAGAAGACCAAAUUGCUGCUAGAAAGAUUGAAAGCUCUAGAGGCGGAGAAUUCAGCUUUGGCUUUGGAAAAUGAAAAUCAAAGAGAGCAAUAUGAGAGGUGUCUUGAUGAGGUAGCCAACCAAGUUGUUCAAGCUUUGCUCACUCAAAAGGAUCUACGGGAGGAAUGUGUAAAGUUGAAAACAAGGGUAUUUGAUUUGGAACAACAGAACCGAACACUAAGCAUCCUGUUUCAACAGCAAGUCAGACCAAGUUCUGAUCUGAUCCUCCAG
This is a messenger RNA of Castor canadensis (American beaver), 534 nucleotides long. NCBI's taxonomy places the organism in Eukaryota, Metazoa, Chordata, Mammalia, Rodentia, Castoridae. The record is from RefSeq and is a predicted model, not a curated record.